AGAGGGCGCCCGGUCUUUACGACACUCGAUCCCGACGUCAUUGUGUGUAAGGUACACAAAAGGAAAUCGAAUUUCCUUUAUAAUUCCUUUUACAGAGAAAAAACCAGAAACAGAGUUAUUUAAUUAAUCAUCUUAUACACGAUUUAAUAAAGUAAACUAUCUGUUUUGCAAAUCUCAAAAAUGCCUUCCGAUGCAAAAAAACGUCGCGAUGCCAAAAAGAAGGAGGCGGCAAAGAUGAGAAAUCAAAAGAAACCCCAGCAGAAGGCAGACGAAGCUCCCAAUGAUACCGGAGACCUGUUAAAUGGGAUUGCAAACAAUGACGAGUGCUUAACAAAUGGUGAUGAUUCGGGAAGUGUGGAAGUUGAAUUAGUGAAGAAAUUACAAAAGGAUAUGGAAUUGAAUGCCGAGGCGAGAGCUUGUACGGGUGUUUUGGGAGUACAUCCUAGAUCUAGAGAUGUCAAAAUUGAUAAUUUCUCCAUCACCUUUCACGGGGUAGAAAUUCUCAGUGAUACGAAAUUGGAAUUGAACUGUGGUCGACGGUAUGGUCUUGUCGGUCUGAAUGGAUGUGGAAAAUCCACAUUAUUGGCUGCAUUGGGCCGAAGGGAAGUCCCCAUUCAGGAACACGUUGACAUCUAUCAUCUGACCCGCGAAAUACCCGCUAGCGACAAGACGGCCAUCGAAGCCGUGCUGGAUGUCGAUCAAGAACGGAUACGUCUAGAGAAACUGGCCGAAGAACUAGUACAGUACGACGACGAAGAGUCACAAGAACAAUUGAUGGACAUAUACGAGAGGUUAGAUGACAUAGGUGCAGACAAGGCAGAAGCAAAGGCAGCUUACAUUCUGCACGGUCUGGGAUUUAGUAAGGAAAUGCAACAAAAGAAAUGCAAAGAUUUUUCGGGAGGAUGGAGAAUGCGUAUAGCAUUAGCUAAAGCACUGUACGUCAGCCCACACAUGCUGUUACUAGACGAGCCAACCAACCACUUGGAUUUGGAUGCUUGCGUCUGGCUGGAAGAAGAAUUAAAAAUGUAUAAGCGUAUUUUGGUAAUCAUAUCUCAUUCCCAAGAUUUCUUAAAUGGUGUAUGUACAAAUAUUAUACAUCUAAAUAAGAAGAAACUAAAAUAUUAUGGAGGUAAUUAUGAUGCUUUUGUGAAGACAAGGUUGGAGUUACUAGAAAAUCAAAUGAAAAGAUAUCAAUGGGAACAAAGUCAAAUUGCCCAUAUGAAGGAUUACAUUGCAAGAUUUGGUCACGGAAGUGCAAAACUGGCAAGACAGGCCCAGAGCAAAGAAAAAACAAUGAACAAAAUGAUAGCCGGCGGUCUGACGGAAAAAGUGUUGUCCGACAAGAUUGUUCAAUUUUAUUUUCCUUCUUGCGGAACGAUUCCUCCUCCCGUCAUUAUGGUGCAAAAUGUGUCAUUUAAAUACAGUGAAAAUGGGCCUCUGAUUUAUAAAAAUUUAGAAUUUGGAGUAGAUCUCGACUCUAGAAUUGCUCUGGUGGGCCCCAAUGGAGCAGGAAAGUCCACUCUGUUAAAGUUACUAAGUGGAGAGGUGGUUCCUAGCGACGGACUGAUUCGGAAACAUUCUCACGUUCGGAUUGCCCGAUACCACCAGCAUCUACAUGAACAACUUGAUUUAGACAUAACAGCAUUGGAUUACAUGAUGCAGUCUUUUCCCGAGAUCAAAGAGAAGGAAGAAAUGAGAAAAAUUAUUGGGAGAUUUGGACUCACUGGAAGACAACAGAUAUGUCCCAUUCGUCAGCUUUCCGACGGACAGAGGUGCAGGGUGGUUUUUGCGUGGUUGGCGUGGCAGGCGCCUCAUUUGUUACUUCUGGACGAACCGACGAACCAUCUCGAUAUGGAAACCAUAGACGCUUUGGCGGACGCCAUUAACGACUUUGAAGGAGGAAUGGUGCUGGUCAGUCACGAUUUUCGACUGAUUAGUCAGGUGGCCGAGGAGAUCUGGGUCUGCGAAAAACAGACUAUCACCAAAUGGUCCGGCGACAUCCACAGUUACAAAGCGCAUCUGAGGAAGCGGAUUAUGAAAGACUCCGAAAGACCUAAUUAAUUUAAUCGUCUCAAUUCGGUCGUGCCUGGCAGUUGUAAAUAAAUAUCGACCCUAGUUUCAUAAAAUAUCCUUAAUUAUAAUCCUAACAAUUAAAUACUCCGAUUAAGCACGCUCCACGAGAACUUAAUUUUGGACCGUCGAAAUCCAAAAUGCCAAACUUCUUGCCCAAGACUCCGUUCUUCCAUCACAGAAACCCGUCUCGGACUUUCGAUUCUACUCUUCUGUCCGAAAGUGCUUCGCACGCACCAAAAGUGAUAUAAAGCCUAUUUAUUGAACUAUUUUAUUGCAACGAUAUAGUAUUCGGGAUCAACGACCAUCGACGAUGAUAAACUAUCAUUGUUUUACGAAAUAAAAAUAGUUUAUUUUUGGUUCA
Centruroides sculpturatus (bark scorpion) is the source of this 2434-nucleotide messenger RNA. RefSeq names its product ATP-binding cassette sub-family F member 2-like. The coding region runs from base 181 to 2061 and encodes 626 amino acids. Gene Ontology annotation, molecular function: ATP hydrolysis activity; ATP binding. NCBI's taxonomy places the organism in Eukaryota, Metazoa, Arthropoda, Arachnida, Scorpiones, Buthidae. The record is from RefSeq and is a predicted model, not a curated record. The transcript is spliced from 14 exons.